Molecule: messenger RNA, 29506 nt
Organism: Bradysia coprophila
Lineage: Eukaryota; Metazoa; Arthropoda; Insecta; Diptera; Sciaridae
Gene: bt
Product: projectin protein bent
Biological process (GO): protein phosphorylation
Molecular function (GO): ATP binding; protein binding; protein kinase activity
Source: RefSeq, a predicted model, not a curated record
ACAGUACUUAAAUCGAAAGCGAAUAAAACGGGUGUGCCAGAUCGGUGUUACAACCCCUUUUCCGAGUCUCCAGAAAUUUUUUUUGGCUAAUUUUUGUUUCUUGUUCAACUUAACCAUACGUUUUAAGCUUAAUUGAAUACCAUCGAAAUCAUCGACAAAGUCGAAUCAAUUCUACUGCGAUAUAUAGAUUCAGUUGUAUCGGUAAUACUACUCUUAAAUAAGUGAAUUGUGUAUAGAGAAACAUACUACUUAGCGCAUAGAGUUCAAAUACACAAAAAGAAAACUUCUAAGAAAAAUCGACACAAAAGCCGAUCACAGAUAAAGUGAAUGUCUCAUUUAAAUAACACAUUCAGUCGAUAACCCAUCCCCAAAUGCAAAAGAAAUGGGAGUGGCCGACGAUUUUGCUCCCAGCUUCACCCAGAAGCCACAGUUGCGGCAAGAAGACGAUGGUAAUCGUUUAAUAUUCGAAUGUCAAUUGCUUGCAUCACCGAAACCAGAAAUCGAAUGGUAUCGAAGUGAUGAGCUACUGAAACAAGAUGCCAGAACAACAUUUAAAAUACAACCUGUAGGUGAUAAUAAGUUUACAGUAGUGUUAGACUUAGACGAUGUUGUUGAACAAGAUGCUGGGCUUUAUAAAGUUAAAGCCAAAAAUAAAAUGGGCGAAGUUGCGGCAUCGAUCAAUUUAAACUUUAGCCCGGCUGACGAACCUAAAGAGAGGCAAAUCGACGGAAUCGCGCCGACUUUCGCGAAAAAACCAGCCAUUCGACAAGAAGACGAUGGCAAACGAUUAUUGUUUGAAUGUCGUAUUCAGGCCGACCCAAAACCUUCGGUUACUUGGUCACAUAACGGAACACCCGUUAAAGAGUCAUCUAGGCAUAAGCUGAUGAUCGACAAAGACGGCCAUUCAUAUUUUGCAUCACUUGAAAUUAAAAAUGUCACAGUUGAGGAUGCUGGCAAAUACAAAGUGACUGCAAAAAAUGAAUUGGGCGAAUCUAACGCAACAAUAAGUUUAAAUUUCGACAGCGACGAAGCACCAGUUCCAGAUGAUGGCAUUAAACCAACAUUUACCGAACGACCCGUUAUCCGGCAGACAGAUGAUGGUGCAAAAAUAACUUUUGAAUGCAGAUGUGUUGGAGAUCCAAAACCAACCAUCGCAUGGUUCCAUGGAAAAGAACAAGUAAACGAAGGUGGAAGAUAUCACAUGUCCCUGGAAAAUGACCAGAAGCUAUAUCAUAUGGCGCGUUUAGAAAUAUCUAAGGUCAUAACAGGUGACAAAGGUGAAUAUCGGGCAGUGGCCAAAAACAAACACGGUGAAGGUGUAGCAACCAUAAACCUAAAUUUCGAGGGAAGUGGUAAACCGAAAAUUCCUGACGGUAAAUCACCUCGAUUCCCGAAGAAACCAACUAUUCGUCAGGAUGGCGAUUUGCUGAUUAUGGAAUGCAUAUUGGAAGCAAAUCCUGUGCCUGACAUUUCGUGGUUUCAAGGGGAUAAACUCAUCUCCGACUCGCCGAGAAUUAAAAUGUCGAGGAAAGCAACAUCGAAAGACACAUACGUACUUACUCUAGAGAUAACAAAUCCGACACAAGAGGAUGGUGGCAAUUACAGGUGUAAUGCUUUUAAUAGUUACGGAGAAAGCAAUGCAAACAUCGCUCUCAAUUUCCAAGGUGGAGACGAUGCCAAUGGUUUUGCUCCAUCGUUUAUUGAAAAGCCUCGCAUCAUACCAAACGAAGCGGGAACGCUCAUUACAAUGAAGUGUCGUUGUAAAGCAAAACCAGCACCAGUAGUAACAUGGUAUCGUGGCACAGAAGUUGUCAAGGAAUCGGAAAAAAUUGCCAUCAAGUCAUCCAGUACAGAAGAAGAUAUUUACGAACUUGUGCUUGAAAUUAAAGAUCCAAGUGCACCAGAUGGCGGUACCUACCGUUGCCAUGUUAAAAAUGAAUUUGGCGAAAGUAACGCCAACUUGAAUUUGAACAUCGAAGCAGAACCUGAGCCAGAAGGCGAAGGACCCACAUUUAUUGACAAACCACGCAUCGUAUCAGAGAAUAACGGAAAAUUGGUCAUUAUGGAUUGCAAGGUAAAAGCAAAUCCAAAACCGGAUAUCCUCUGGACACGCGAAGGAGAAGUGGUGAAGGAAAGUGGAAAGUGUGUCAUGACGAUGCGCGAAAAGGGUGACAUCUACUACAUCAGAUUAGAAUUGGUUGAACCGGCAUUGGAAGAUUCUGGCCUCUACAAAUGUAACAUCAAGAACAAUUUGGGAGAGCUAAACGCCAACUUGACUUUGAAUAUCGAAAUUAUUCCGGUCAUCAAAGACAAGCCGAAAAUCAUUAAAAUCGUCAAAAAGCGCACCGUUAUCAUCGAAUGCGUGGUCGUUUCGAAAUUCGAACCAAGAUGUACCUGGUUUAAGGAGACAAACGAAGUCAAAGAAAGUGAACGACACAAGGUCGACAUUCAGCAAGUCAAAGACGGCGAAUUUGCCGUUAAAUUGGAAAUAUCCGAAAUCACAGACAGCGACAAGGGUUCAUACAAGAUGGUCGCUAAAAACGAAAAAGGUGAAGCGAUCUCACAGGUUGUCGAACUCAUCGACAUACCCGAAGAAGAACGCAAAGUGGUUAAGCCGCACAUUGUCAAGCAAUUGCGUAAUCAAAAUAUCCACGAGGGCAGCGCAUUGGAAUUGAUUGCAGCCAUCAAAGAAAGCGAUAAGAAGGCUAAGGUUGUGUGGUACAAGAACACAACGGAAAUCAAUGAAAAGAGCGCUCGGGAAAUUAAUACGUCAUGGGAUGGUACAACGGCCAAAUUGAGCAUCAGCCGCGUAUCCACUCAACAUACGGCUUCUUACCGCGUAGUAAUCAGUAAUGAGGCUGGUGGCGACGAAUCAACAUCAAAGGUUGAGGUGAAAAAGAAGGAAGAAAAGAAGAAAGAGGAGGAGGAAGAAGAAGAGGAAGAAAAGGUCGAGGAAGAGUCAAAGACAGACAAAAAGAAGAAGGUGGAGAAGAAAAAGAAGGAAGAAAAGAAGGAAGUUACUGAAGAAGAGGUUAAAAUCGAAGAGUCAGUACAGGAGCCCAAAACGGCUGAUUCUAAUGACAUACCCGAUGGUGAAGAAACCGUCGAGGACAUUUGGCCAUCCGAAGAAGACGACAAUAAAUCGGCAAAAGCUCAAUCAAAGGUCGAGCCUGAUAAGGCCACAGAAAAGGCACAAACCGAUCAAGUUGAGGAUGUCAAGGAGCCCAAAAAAUCAGUAAAGGCUAAGGACAAAGAAGUUGUUGAAACUGAGGUCGUGGAAGAGGUCGAAGAAUCUGAGGAAGAGCGAUCCGAAUCCAUUUCGACAAAGAAACCGAAACCCGAAACUAAGGACGAUAAAAAGAAAUCGAAGGACGAUGAGAAAAAAGAACCAGCGGAUGCAAAGAAAGUAGAGGAUGCAAAGAAAGCGGAAGAAGCAAAGAAAGUGGAAGAUAAGAAGGCAGAGGAAACGAAGAAAGCUGAAGAAGCAAAAAAAGUGGAAGCGAAAAAAGUAGAAGAAGCCAAAAAAGCUGACGAAGCCAAGAAAGCUGAAGAAGCCAAGAAAGCUGAAGAUAAGAAGAAAGAAGACAAAAAGAAGGAAGCUGAAGCCAAGAAAGUAGAGGAUACUAAAAAGAAGGAAGCUGAAGCUAAGAAGGCUGAAGAAGCUAAGAAGGCAGAAGAAGCUAAGAAGGCAGAAGAAGCUAAGAAGGUAGAAGAAGCGCAGAAGGUAGAAGAAGCUAAGAAAGCUGAAGACUCCAAAAAGAAGUUAGCGGAAGAGAAGAAAAAGAAGGAUGCUGAAGCUAAGAAAGCAGAUGAGCCUAAAAAAGCAGAAGAAGCAAAGAAAUCCGUUGAUGAUAAAAAACCUACAGCAAAGAAAGUUGAUGACGCUCCUCAAGAAUCAGCUGCUGAUGAAGUUGACGAUAUUUGGGGACCUUCAGAAGACGAACCCGUGCAACCAGCACGAAAGUCAGCCAAAUCGGACGAGCAAAAACCUGAACAAAAAUCUAAAGGCGAGCCACCAGAAGAUUAUUGGGGUAAAGACGAGGUAGAUGAGCCGUUAGCAAUUAAAAAGGAAAAGCCAAAACCGAAACCAGACAGGUGGGGCAAAAAGACAGAAGAAGAUGUAGAUAAGCCCCGAGAUGAGACAAUGGAAGAUGUUUGGGGUAAUGCAGAAGAGCCUGCAGAAGUAAAGGAAGAAAAACCCAAACCCAGACCUGAUAGAUGGGGCAAGAAAGCUGAAGAUGAUGUAGAUAAAGUUCAAGAUGAACCGAUAGAAGAUGUUUGGGGCAAAGACGCUGCAGAGGAAGAAAAACCAAAACCGAAACCUGAUAGGUGGGGAACGAAAAAAGAUGAAGAUCAGGCUCCGCAAACGACCGCUGGUGGCGCUGAUAAGAUUGACGAUGUGUGGGGAGACACUGCAGAUGAUGAGCCGAAACAGUCAAAGCCGGGCCAAGAACCUAAGAAAUCACCUGAAGCUCCGACUGCUGAUAAAAAAGAGUUGCCAAAAAUUACUGAUCAAUUGACACCGGACGACGACGACAAACCUAAAAAGAAAGUGGUCAAAAAGAAAACUCUUAAAACGGAUGCAGCGAAAAAAUCCGAACCAGUAGCUACCGACAAACCUAAAAGCGGUAUCGAUGAUAUUUGGGGUGAAGAUACAGCUGAAAAGCCUACCAAAAUUGAUGAUAUUUGGGAUGGUAAAGAAGCUGACGAAACACCAGCCAAUUGGCGAAGACCUUCAGUUAUAUCUCCUGAGGAAACCGCUGACACUAAAACACCUAAAGAUUCGACAACAAAAACACCAAAACAGGCUGAAGCCGAAAAUAAAAAUGGUAGCCUGGAACCAGAGAAAUUGGAGCAAAAGGUUACGAAAAUGGAACCUGAAAAGGAACCCGAGAAGAAAGCACAGAAAGAUGCUCCGAAAACAGCGAUAGAAGUUGCUGAAAAGCAAAAACAGGCUGAGGAAACGUUAGCCGUUACACAAGAAUACAAAUCCGAAACACGUCGUCGUUCAUCUGUAAGGAUGUCUGAAGAGGUUAUGUUUGAACAAGAUGGAAAAAUGUCUUCGUCUAGACGAUCUUCAAUACAGGUGGAAGAAGAGUCAAAAAGUGAGAGUAGACGUUCUUCAAUUAUCGACAAGAAGAAGUCGGAUGAAGCAGUUGUCGAUAGUAAAAUUAAGCCUGGUGUGGCCGAACCAUUACCAAAACUUAAACCAGCUGAUCCAAAUCGACGUCCUUCGGUAAAGGUUGAGAAAAUAGUACCACCAUGGGCAUCUAUUGCACAAGAUCGCAUGCGUUCAAAAAGUGUAUCCUCGUGGUCACCAAUUUGUGAUGACAAUCAGCCACGAGAUCAACCAGAGCAGCAAAAAAUUGAAGAGGUCAAAGUGGCGGAACUGCCAAAGCUACGCAAGGUAGAAGUAAAGCCAAAGGAAGAGCCGGCCAAAAAGGAAGUCACUAAGACAAAAGUGAAAAUUCCCAAGGCAAAGAAAUACGAAGAAUUACCGGAGAUACCAGAUUACGAACGAGCGCAGCUGGAAGUGUACGAAGAAUCGGAAUUCGAGUUGAACAAAAAGGCAGGUGAAACAGAGGAAUAUACUGCUUCUGCAAAACCACAACAGGCUGUGGAAAGCACUCAAGAAGAAGAAAAACCGAAAAAUGGUCUGCCUAAGAAAGAAACUCUUCUACCGGAACCAGAAAAACCGAAACAACUUACAGUCGGAAAAGGACAAUUACCUGAACCAAAACAGAGCGAGAGUGUGCCAACACUUAAGCCAACUAUCAUAACACCGGAAGAGCAAAAGGAACCGGAAAAACAAAAGGAAAAAACUCCAGAACCUGACGCACCCUUGAAUGAAUUGUUAAAACGGCCGUUCCGUCGACAAUCCGUACUAAAUAUGAUCAAACGAGAGCCCGUUAGAAAUGAAAAAUUCAUGGAUAUUCAAUUGAAACCGGUGAUAAAGGAAAAAUCAGAACCACAAACUGCUGGCCAAAGCGAGUCCCUUUUACAAAAGCAAAAGGCAACCAUGAAAACGGUUGAGGGUAAAGACGCGAAACACGCAAAGGUCUCAGCAGCACCAAAACAUGAAGAAUUACCGGAAAUUCCGGACUACGAACGUCCCGAACUCGAAAAAUUCGAUAAACCAGAAUUUGGUAAAACGAGAAAGGAUUCGAAGGUGCCCGAAAUUAAGGCACCAACGCCAGCACCAGAAGCACCAAAAAUUGAAGUUAUUCGUGAGCCAGAUCGCAAAGGAUCUUUGGCACCAGGUUCUGGGCCACCAAGCCGACGUGGAUCACUCAUACCGCCCGAUGACAAUUCCGGACGUCGACCCAGCUUGAUCAUUAGUGAUGAGGAUAAACGUAAACUUCGACCUGGUGAAGUUUUGGAUGACAGAAAGUUAAGGUUGAGGCCGGGCGAGGUAUUAGAUGGCAAGAAUAUCAAAAAGGGUGGUCGACCGGGUGAAUUGGACGCAGAUAAGAAAGGGAACCGAAGACGUGGAUCGAUCGAUGUACGUCGUCCCAGCGUACAGGAUCUGGAAGAUCUUAUUAAUAAACCAUCGACACCACUACGAGAUAUUGGUGACAGUGGACCACCACAAAUUAUCGACGUCCAGGAAAGUUAUUCAGCAGUUGAAGACCAAACUGGCUACAUCACCGUUCAGGUGGAAGGAAUCCCGGCACCUACAUUUAAGUUCUACAAGGGUGUCACCGAAAUUAUCGAAGGCGGUCGAUUCAAAUUUCUCACCGAUGGUGAAUCGAAUUCCAUUACGCUCUGUAUGCGUAAGGUCAAACCGAAUGAUGAAGGCAAAUACAAAAUUGUCGUAUCGAACAUACAUGGCGAAGAUACGGCUGAAAUGCAAUUGUACGUUUCCGAUUCGAGUGGCAUGGAUUUCCGUGCUAUGUUGAAGAAGCGGAAAUACGCCAAAUGGGGCAAUCAGAAAGAAGAUCCGGAUUGGGGUGAUUUGAAAGAGGUUGAGAAACCGAUGCCAGCACUGAAAAAGGUCGAAAAGAAAACGGAUUCGUUCAUGCGACCCUUGUUAGAUCAACGUGCCAAAGAAGGCAAAGACAAAAAGGUCGUCUUUGAUGCUGGAUUCUCCAAGCCGAACUGCAAACCCAAAUGGUACUUCCGUAAGGAUGAACUGUUCACUGGAUCCAAAUACAAAUUCAAAAAUGAACAAGACAGCUACCAACUUGUCAUUAUGAAUCCGAAGGUAGAAGACACUGGCAAGUAUACCAUCAACAUUGGUGGGGUCGAAUCAACUGCUUUCUUGAAUGUCGAAGAAGCCGAUCCAGUUUAUUCGUUCACGAAAAAUUUGAAAAAGAAAUACGACGGAUUCACUCAGCACGAGCUGACAUUGGAGUGUACCGUCAAUAAUUCAUUGGCUAUAGUCACAUGGUGGAAGGAGAGCACCAAAUUGGAAAAUGGCGAACAGUAUCUGAUUGGUAAAGAGCUUUCGGGUAUCUGCAAAUUGCAAAUCAAAAACUGUGACUUCGAUGAUGCCGGUAAUUAUACUUGCAAAAUCGAUAAGCAGACAGACAAAACCGAAACAGUCGUUAAGAUUGUUGAGUACCCAUACAAGUUUGUGAAAGUUCUUAAGUCGCAACAGUUGAUCGAAAAAGACACGGUCACACUGGCUUGUGAAUUAGAUGAUGCUGCCGGCGAAGUAAAAUGGUUUAAGGGCGAAGAGGAAAUUAAACCGGAUAAACGAGUUAAAGUUGUUAAGGACGGCAGAAAGCGUAAGCUUGUCAUCGGAGAUGCAAAGGUUACCGAUGCCGGCGAGUACUCGUGUGUCAGUAAUGCCGACAAAACACAAGCUGAAAUCGUUAUCAACUAUCAAAACAAAUUCAACAAAAAACUUAAGGACACCGAUGCUAUCGAGCGAGAAAAAUUGGUGCUCGAAGUUGAACUUCAAGAUCAGACUGCUCCAGCUGAUUUCAAGUUUAACGGUGAACCCAUUGUGCCAAGCGAACGAAUCGAAAUUAAGAACUUGGGCGGUGGUAAGCAUCAAUUGGUGUUCAACAACUUGGAACUCACCGACGACGGUGAAAUUACAUGCGAUUCUGGAAAACUCAGCUCGUCCUGUAAAUUGACAGUAAGGAAAGGCGAAAGCAUACCAAAGAUCGACUUCCCCGAUAAAUUUGAAGGAACCAUCGCCGCACCUUUGGUCAUGGAAGUGCCGUUUAAAGUUGAUGGCACUAAACAGAGUCCUGUGGAGGCGAAACUGUUCAAAGAUGGUAAACCAUUGUCUAACAAAGACGUUGAAGUUGCUGUCAAAGACGGCAAAGUCGUUUUCCGAAUCAAAAAACCCAGUCGCGAUCAAUCUGGUCCAUACCAAAUUAAAUUGUCGAACGCACAAGGCGAAGAUGUGAAAGACGUGACGAUUGUAAUGCAAGACGUUCCAUCGCCGCCACAAGAUGUAAAUGUUAAGGACGUCUUUGAAAAAUCGUGUGUCGUCGAAUGGAAACCGAGUGCUGAUGAUGGCGGUUCUCCAAUUACUAAAUACGUAGUUGAACGGCAAGACAUUGGCUUGAAGGCUGGAUGGGACAAUGUGGGCGAAGUACCACUUGGUCAAAAGUGCGAAUUUAAGGUUGACGAUUUAACGCCGAAGAAGACGUACAAGUUCCGUAUACGAGCUGUAAACAAACUUGGCUCGAGCGAACCAGCACUGUUCGGAAAACCAGUACUGGCCAAAGAUCCUUGGGAUGAGCCCAGCAAACCCAAUAAUGUUGAAGUUGUUGAUUGGGACAAAGAUCAUGCUGAUCUGAAGUGGAUUAAGCCCGAUAACGAUGGCGGCUCACCUAUCACUGGUUACGUCAUUGAAUUCAAAGAUAAAUUUGGAAAGGAUUGGCAGAAGGCAAAAGAAGUUCCAGCCGACUGUUUGGCAUCCACUGUUGAUGGUCUAAAGGAAGGCAAUCAAUACGAAUUCCGCAUUCGCGCCAUUAACAAAGCUGGACCAGGUGCACCUAGCGAUCCAACGAAACCAAUUAUUGCCAAAUGUCGCUUUGUUAAACCGUACAUUAUUGGCGAUCAAUUGAAACCAAUUAUUGUGAAGAAGGGUCAGACCAUCCGAUACGAUAUUAAGUUUGGUGGUGAGCCUCCGCCAACAGUUACAUGGGAGAAAGAAAAGAAGGAACUUACUACUUCCGGUGACCGUAUUGAAGUUGAACACGAUGACAAGACAUCGUCGAUCGUCGUUAAGAGAGCCGUUCGAGCUGACAGUGGAAAGUACAAGAUCAUUUUGACCAACAGCUCCGGCACAUGUGAAUCAGUUGGUGAUGUUGUCGUAUUGGAUAAACCUACACCACCAAAGGGACCAUUAACUCCAGAAGAAGUUCGCGCAGAUCAUGUUAAAGUGAAGUGGAAGAGACCCGAAGACAGUGGCGGCUCUGACCUUACCGGAUACGUAUUGGAGAAGAUGGAUGUGGAGACUGGUCGUUGGAUUCCAGCGGGUGAAUGUGGACCAGACGAUGACAGUUUCACAUUCAAAGGUCUUCAGCCCAAUAAGAAAUACAAGUUCCGCGUUAAGGCAGUGAACAAGGAAGGUGAAUCCGAACCCUUGGAAACUACUGACGCCAUUUUGGCGAAGAACCCUUACGACGAACCGUCUAAGCCUGGUAAACCAGUUAUUGACGAUUACGAUAACGUGAGUGCUACACUGAAAUGGGACAAACCCGAUAAUGACGGUGGUCGCCCGAUUUCCCAUUAUACGAUUGAGAUGAAGAGUAAAUUCUCGCCCGAUUGGCAAGAAGUCUUGAAGACUGACGAUGACAAAUGUACGGGCAAAGUUGAAGGACUCAAGGAGAACAUGACCUAUCAAUUCCGAGUGAAGGCUCAUAACAAGGCCGGACCUUCGGAAGCAUCAGAGCCAACCGACAAUCAUCUUUGCAAAUACAAGAAUCUCAAACCACGCAUCGACCGAUCAACAUUCAAGUCGGUCACUAUCAAAGCAGGUCGCACACAUAAGUGGGCUGUUGAUGUUACUGGAGAACCAGCUCCGACUUUGACUUGGAGUUGGCGUGACGAUGUUCCGCUUGUUACCACCGAUCGUAUCAAGAUCGAAAAUGUCGACUAUCACACCGACUUCUCCAUUGUAAACGCCCAGCGAAAGGAUACCGGCAAGUACAAAUUGAAGGCCGAAAAUCGCAAUGGCAAAGAUGAAGAAACAGUUGAAUUGACUGUUCUAUCAAAACCUGGUGCACCGAAGGGACCACUAGAUGUUUCCAAUGUCACCGCUAAAGGUUGUAAGCUAUCGUGGAAGAAACCGGAAGACGAUGGUGGCGUACCGAUCAAAGAGUACGAAGUGGAAAAAAUGGAUACAGCGACAGGAAAAUGGGUUCGAGUCGGAAGAGUUCCAGCUGGAUCAUCAACUCCGGAAAUGGACGUUACUGGCUUGGAACCUGGUGCAGAAUACCAAUUCAGAGUGACUGCUGUCAACGACGAAGGUGACUCAGAACCGCUAACCACCGUUCUGGGCACUGUCGCCAAGAAUCCAUUCGAUGAACCGACUAAACCGGGCACUCCAGAAAUUGUCGAUUAUGACAACAAGAGUGUUGACUUGAAGUGGACACCUCCAAAAUCGGACAAUGGUGCAGCAAUUGAAAAGUACAUUGUCCAGAAGAAAGAGAAAAAUAAGCCGGAUUGGGAGAACUGUGGUGAAGCUCCUGGUGACACAUGCGAAGCGAAAAUCGAAGACCUUAAGGAACGUGGCGAAUAUCAGUUCCGCGUCGUUGCAGUGAACAAAGCCGGUCUAUCACCACCGUCAGAUCCAACCAAAACACAUGUCUGUAAACACAAAGCAUUGAAACCACGAAUUGAUCGCACCAAUCUCAAAACCAUAAUUGUUCGAGCUGGUAAGCAGAUCAAGUUCGACAUUGACAUUCGCGGUGAACCACCACCGAAAGUAACAUGGACAGUUAAAGGUAAAGAAGUCAAAAGCGAGGCUAACAUUGAAGUGGUUAACGUUGAUUACAACUCCAAACUUACGAUCAACGAUGCGCUCCGUAAGAAUACUGGUCUCUACAAAAUCAAAGCAGUCAAUGAACACGGCGAAGACGAAGCUGAAGUUGAUGUAACUGUACUGUCUGCACCUGGCAAACCGACGGGACCACUUAAAGUAUCCGAUGUGACAAAGAACGGAUGCAAAGUCAAGUGGCAGAAACCCGAAGACGACGGUGGCAAGCCAAUUACAGCCUACCAAGUCGAAAAAUUGGAUUUGGCUACUGGACGCUGGGUGCCUGUUGGCAGAACAUCUGGUGAUGACACCGAAUUGGAUGUAAAGGGAUUGCAAGAAGGACACGAAUAUCAAUUCCGCGUGAAAGCAAUCAACGAAGAAGGUGAAUCUGAGCCAUUGGACACUGAAGGAACAAUUAUUGCCAAGAAUCCGUAUGAGGUUCCUGGAAAGCCUGGAAUCCCACAGUUGGAAGAUUGGGACGUUGAUCGUGUUGACUUGAAAUGGGAAGCUCCUAAAGAUAACGGUGGUGCACCCAUUACAGGAUAUGUUAUUGAGAAGAAGGAAAAGUUCGCACCGUCAUGGGAGGAAGUUCUGACAACAGAUACUCCCGAACCAAAGGCUCGUGUACCUGGACUCAAAGAAGGCAACACUUAUCAAUUCCGUGUUCGAGCUGUUAAUAAAGCUGGUCCCGGAGAACCAAGUGAUGCUACCCAACCUCAUGUUGCAAAGGCUCGUUUCUUGAAACCGCAUAUCAACCGCGACAAAUUGAAGACCGUGAAAGUCCGAGCUGGUCAGAAUGUCAAAUUCGAUGUUGAUGUUCGUGGCGAACCUCCACCAACCAUUAAAUGGUCAUUGGGAGACAAAGAAAUCACUACUGGAGCUAAUUCGCGUCUUGAAAACGUCGACUACAACACGAAGUUGACAUUGUUGGAUACUGAACGCAAACACAGCGGAACGUACAAAAUUUUCGCGGAAAAUUCGUCUGGUACUGAUGAAGCUACUGUUGAAGUGCACAUUUUGGACAAACCAACGAAACCAGUUGGACCGUUGGAUGUGUCUGAUGUCACCAAAAACGGUUGCAAAUUGCAAUGGGCCAAGCCGAAAGAUGACGGUGGCUUGCCAUUGACCGGUUAUGUUGUGGAAAAAAUGGAUGCUGCUACUGGCCGAUGGGUUCCAUGUGGCCACAUUGAUCCCGAAAAGACAGAUUACAAUGUCACUGGACUGGAACCACAUCACAAAUAUCAGUUCCGUGUAAAAGCUGUUAACGAAGAAGGAGAAUCACCUCCAUUGGAGACAGAUCAUACAAUUUUGGCUAAGGAUCCAUUCGAUCCACCUGCGCCACCAGGCUUACCAGAAAUAACUGAUUGGAAUGAAAAUUCCGUCAAACUUAAGUGGGAGAGGCCUAUUCGUGAUGGCGGUGCUCCAAUUACUGGCUAUGUUGUUGAAGUCAUGGAUAAGGACAGCGGAAACUUUGUUAAGGCCUUAGAAGUUCCUGGAAAUCAAACCACGGCUACUGUUCCAAAAUUGGAAGAAGGACAGCAAUACAAAUUCCGUAUUAAGGCUGUCAACAAAGCUGGUCCAUCUGAAGCAUCGGAACCAACCAACUGGCACACUGCUAAAGCACGUUUCUUGAAACCUCGUAUCGAUCGCACCAACUUGAAUCCGAUGACCGUCAAGGCUGGAUUAUCGUUGAACUUGGACGUGAAGAUCUUCGGCGAACCUCCACCAACAGUACAAUGGUUCUUCAAGGACAAAGAAGUUGUGACUGAUGACAAUGUUCGCAUCGACAAUGUUGACUACAACACCAAGUUUUUCAUCUUACGUUCGAAACGACCGCAAUCUGGCAAGUACCUUAUUGUGGCUAAGAACGAAGUUGGUGAAGAUCGCGCUGAAAUCGAUAUAACCGUAUUGGGUAAACCAUCCACACCGCAAGGACCACUCAAUGUGUCCGACAUCACCAAACACGGAUGCAAGCUUAAGUGGAAGAAACCUGAAGAUGACGGUGGUGCUCCAAUUGACCAUUAUGAAAUUGAGAAAUUGGACCCACUCACUGGCCAAUGGUUACCGUGUGGAAAGAGCACAGAGCCAGAAGCCAACGUUACCGGUCUUCAAGAAGGAAAACCGUAUAAAUUCCGUGUACGCGCCGUUAACAAGGAAGGUGAAUCCGAACCACUUGAAACUGAUGCAACAAUUAUUGCCAAAAAUCCAUUCGACGAACCUGGCAAACCAGGUAGACCCGAACCAACGAAUUGGGACAAAGACUUUGUCGAAUUGGAAUGGAAAGCACCGCAAAGUGACGGCGGAGCACCAAUCGAAAAGUACAUCAUUCAAAUGCGUGAUAAGUCUGGAAGAGCGUGGGUUGAUGCAGCUACUGUGCCUGGAUCACGUACAAACGGUAGAGUUGAAAAUGUCGAAGAAGGUCACGAAUACGAGUUCCGUAUCGUUGCUGUUAAUAAAGCCGGACCAAGUGAACCUAGUGACGUAUCAAAACCAGUUGUCGCUAAGCCCAGAUUCUUGGCACCACGUAUCGAUCGCAAAAACUUGCAAAAGAAAAUCAUCCGAAGCGGUCAAAUGUUACGCAUGGAUGCUGAUGUUAAAGGUGAACCAGCUCCAAAGAUUACAUGGACCUUCAAUAACGAGACUCUGAAGACAGGAUCGUUGGAAAAUCGUUUGAAGAUCGAAAAUGAAGAUUACAAAACCACAUUCAUAUUCCAGAAGGUGAAACGCGCUGAUAAAGGCACUUACACAGUGUCUGCGCGUAACGAUUCUGGUGUCGACACGGUUGAUGUUGAAUUGGAAGUUUUAUGUAAACCAAGCAAACCGAAGGGACCACUUAAGGUGUCCGAUGUUACAGCUGAAAGUGUUAAAUUGAAGUGGGAGAAACCGGACGAUGAUGGCGGUGAGCCAAUCGAACACUACGUUGUGGAACGAAUGGAUACUGACACUGGACGAUGGGUUCCGGUUUGUACAUCAAAAUUACCGGAAGCUGAAGUUCCUGGCCUAACUGAAGGUAAAGAAUAUCAAUUCAGAGUCAAGGCAGUCAAUGCUGAAGGUGAAUCCGAACCAUUGGUUACCGAAACUGGUACAAUUGCUAAGAACCCUUAUAGCGCACCCGAUGCACCCAGCAAACCCGAUCUCAAAGAUUGGGCUCGUGAUCAUGCUGUUAUCACAUGGAAAGCUCCAGAAAGUGACGGUGGUGCUCCAAUCACUGGAUACAUUAUUGAAAGGAAAGAUAACACCACAACCAAAUGGACAAAAGCAUUGGAAACGAAAACACCCAAGUGCGAAGCUAAGAUUCCGGAUUUGGUUGAGGGUCAAAAGUAUCAAUUCCGUGUUAAAGCAGUGAACAAAGCAGGACAAAGUAAACCAUCUCAGCCAUCUGACACUCUGUUGGCAAAGGAUCGUUUCGCUGCACCGAAAAUCGAUCGCACAAAUCUCAAAGAUCUGACAAUCAAAGCUGGACAACAUCUACGGUUAGAUGUUAAGAUAUCUGGUGAACCUCCACCAACAAAGACUUGGUUCUUGAACAAGGCACGCAUCGAGAAUCGUGACGAUAUCAACGUUGAUAGCGAAGAUUAUCGCACGAAACUGUUUGUGCCCGUUCUUUCACGCGCUCAUAGCGGAAACUUUGUUAUCAAAGCUGAAAACGAGUCAGGUCGCGACGAAGCGUCCAUCACCGUAACUGUUUUGGACAAACCUGGAAAGCCCGAAGGACCACUGAGAAUAACAGACGUUCACAAAGAGGGAGCUAGUCUGAAAUGGAAUCCACCAUUGGAUGAUGGAGGUGUUCCGAUUGAUCAUUACGCUGUUGAAAAAAUGGAUAUGGACACUGGACGUUGGGUACCAGCUGGACGUUGCAAAGAACCACAUUUGACAUUGGAUAACUUGACUCCCGGUCAAGAAUAUAAAUUCCGAGUAUCUGCAGUCAAUGCUGAAGGUGAAUCGGAACCAUUGGAAGCCGACCAAACCAUUGUCGCCAAGAAUCCAUUCGACGAGCCUGGUGCACCCGGUCAACCGGAAGCUACUGAUUGGGACAAAGAUCACGUCGAUUUGCGAUGGACUCCACCAAUUUCGGAUGGUGGAUCUCCAAUCACUGGUUAUGUUGUUGAAAAACGUGAGAAAGGUACCGGUAAAUGGGUGAAGGCUGCUGAUGUACCAGCAGACGAAUGCAAAGCCACUGUACCAAAUCUAGAUGAAAAUACCGAAUACGAGUUUAGAGUGCGUGCAGUGAAUGCAGCUGGUCCAGGUCAGCCAAGCAAAGCCAGCAACGCUGUUAUAACUAAGCCAAGAAAACUUGCACCAAAGAUUGACCGAAGAAACAUCCGUAACAUGACUGUCAAGGAAGGUGAACCAAUUUUCUUGGACAUCAAAGUAUCUGGCGAACCAGCACCAGAAGUGUCUUGGUUGGUGAACGAUAAGACAAUCGUGCAUACAAGUCAUCGUCACGUGGACAAUGUGCCAUAUAACACUAAGUUCUACAACGAUACUCCCGAACGUAAGGACAGCGGAACAUACAAGAUUACCGCAAGCAACAAAUAUGGCGUUGACACAGCCGAAUUCGAAUUGACCGUAGUUUCUAAGCCUGGCAAACCUGAAGGACCUCUAGAAGUGUCCGAUAUCACCAAGGAUGGUUGCCAGUUGAAAUGGAAGAAACCGAAAGACGAUGGUGGCGAGCCAAUCGAUGCAUAUCUGGUUGAGAAAUUCGAUCCCGAUACCGGUAUUUGGUUGCCAGUUGGUAAGACUGACGGCAGCAAACCGGAAAUGAAAGUGGACGGAUUGAUACCAGGCCAUGAGUACAAAUUCCGAGUGAAAGCAUUGAACAAAGAGGGCGAAUCGGAACCAUUGGAGACCUUUGGAACGAUUGUUGCCCGUGAUCCAUUUGUUGUUCCAUCGCAACCUGGCGUUCCAGAACCGAAAGACUGGUCUGCUAAUCAUGUUGAAUUAGCGUGGAACGAACCAGCGUCCGAUGGUGGAUCACCAAUCACUGGCUACAUUAUCGAAAAGAAGGACAAAUACAGUCCAAUGUGGGAGAAGGCUUUGGAAACCACUACAGACAAGCCAACCGCAACAAUCAACGGAUUGGUUGAAGGAAACGAAUAUCAAUUCCGUGUAAUUGCCUUGAACAAAGCUGGUCAAUCCGAACCUUCUGAUGCUAGCAAAACAUUCACUGCCAAACCAAGAUUUUUGGCACCCAAAAUUGAUCGCCGUAAUCUUCGCGAUGUUACCAUAUCUGCCGGAACAGCACUUAAAUACGACGUUAAUAUCAUCGGUGAACCUCCACCAACAGUGGAAUGGCGUUUCUGUAACAUGCCAUUGAACGCCAGUAAGACCGUACACAUCGACAACGUGGACUACAACACAAAAUUGGUCGUUCGGCCGGCUAAACGCGGUGAUUCCGGCGAAUACACCGUUAUCGCUAAGAAUUCAUCGGGCACUGAUCAAGUAACUGUUACAGUUACUGUAACUGACAAGCCAACAGCACCGGAAGGACCGUUACAAGUAUCUGAUGUGCACAAGGAAGGAUGCAAAUUGAAGUGGAAGAGACCGAAAGACGAUGGUGGCACUCCUAUUGAGUAUUACCAAGUCGACAAAUUGGAUCCCGAAAGUGGUUGCUGGAUUCCAGUUGGUCGUUCUACAGAACCUGGCAUGGAUGUGACUGGACUUACACCAGGCAACGAAUAUAAAUUCCGAGUAUCAGCUGUUAAUGCUGAAGGUGAAUCUGAACCACUUGUUGCUAAGGAAUCGAUUAUUGCCAAGAAUCCAUUCGACGAACCUGGCAAGCCUGGAAACUUACGAGCUACUGAUUGGGAUAAGGAUCAUGUCGAUUUGGCAUGGACUCCACCACUUGACGAUGGUGGCUCACCUAUCACUGGCUAUGUCGUUGAGAAGAAAGACAAAUACGGACAAUGGGAGAAAGCCCUUGAUGUACCAGCUGAUCAGUGUAAGGCAACAGUUCCCGAUCUGGUCGAAGGACAACAAUAUGAAUUCAGAGUACGUGCAGUCAAUAAAGCUGGUCCUGGUGAACCAAGUGACGCUACACCACCAAUUACAGCUAAGCCACGUAACUUAGCUCCUCGCAUCGACCGAACAAACUUGAUCGAAGUUCGCGUCAAAGCUGGUGGAAAUUUCAGCUACGACAUCAAAGUAACUGGAGAACCAGCACCCACCACUAAAUGGUUGCUUAACAAAAAGGAAGUGCGUCCAAACGAUCGCAUUAAAGUGCAACACGUUGACUACAACACUAAAAUCAAUGUUCGUGGUGCAGUAAGAUCUGACACAGGCACAUACACCGUAACAGCCGAAAAUAUCAAUGGCAGCGAUACUGCUGACGUUAAGGUUAUUGUAUUGGACAAACCAUCUCCACCAGUUGGUCCAUUGAAAGUGCAAGACGUUCAUGCUAAGGGAGCAACACUUAAAUGGAAUCCUCCAGAAGACGAUGGAGGUCAACCUGUGGAAAGUUAUGUUGUUGAGAAAAUGGAUGAAGUGACUGGACGUUGGGUUCCAGCUGGAGAAACUCUUGGCCCACAAACUCAGUUGGCUAUCGAUGGAUUGACUCCUGGACACAAAUAUAAAUUCCGUGUUCGUGCAGUCAAUAAACAAGGCAAAUCCGAGCCAUUGUCUACUCAGCAAGCAGUCGAAGCUAAGAAUCCGUUCGACGAACCUAGCAAACCAGGCACACCUGAAAUCAAGGAUUAUGACACAGACUUUGUGGAAUUAGAAUGGACUCGACCAGAAAGCGACGGUGGAUCUCCAAUCACCGGCUACGUCAUCGAAAAGAAAGAUAAGUACAGUCCCGACUGGGAAAAAUGUGCUGAUAUCGAAGGCGAUGUCACCACCGGCAAAGUGCCAGAUUUGGUUGAAGGUCAACAGUACGAAUUCCGUGUCCGUGCAGUCAAUAAAGCCGGUCCGGGUGUUCCAAGUGAUAGUACACCAAAACACAUUGCCCGACCGAAGAAUUUGCCACCGAAAAUCGACAAGAACUUCAUGAUCAACAUCAAAAUCCGUGCUGGUCAAAACUUCGAAUACGACGUUCCUGUUAUCGGCGAGCCUAUUCCAUCGAAGGAUUGGUCUCACAAUGACAACUUGGUCCUCAACACAGACCGUGUGAAGGUUAUCAAUGAACCAUACAAAACGAAGUUGCGCGUCAUCGAUGCAAAACGAGCAGACAGCGGUGAAUACACAUUGGUAGCGAAGAACAUUAAUGGUACCGAUCGUGCUACGGUUAAAGUAACAGUUUUGGAUAUACCAAGUCCACCAGAAGGACCACUACGGCCAGAAGAUAUUACGAAGAGUAGUUGUACAUUGCGCUGGCGUCCUCCGAAGGAUGACGGUGGAUCUGAGAUUACUCACUAUGUUGUCGAGAAAAUGGACACAGACGCUAUGCGAUGGGUUCCAGUUGGAGAGUGUGCAGGAACAACGAUUCGUGCUGACAACUUAAUCGAAGGUCAUGACUACAAUUUCCGUGUUCGAGCUGUCAAUAAACAAGGCGAAUCUCUACCACUUUCAACAUCACAAUCCGUUACAAUCAAAGAUCCAUUCGGUAAACCUGAUAAGCCUGGUCAACCACAAGCCACUGAUUGGGACAAAGAUCACGUAGAUUUGGAAUGGACGCCACCGAAGAAAGAUGGUGGAUCGCCAAUUACCGGCUACAUCAUUGAAAAGAAACAACGAUUCGGUCCAUGGGAAAAGGCAGUUGAAGUACCAGCUGGUAAAACAGCUGCAACAGUUCCAGACUUAACUGAAGGAGAAGAAUACGAGUUCCGUGUUAUUGCUGUCAACAAAGCAGGACCAGGUGAACCUAGUGAUGCAUCAGCACCAGUUGUUGCUAAGCCUAGAUUCGUUGCACCUUUCUUCGACAAGAAAUUCUUGGAAGAUUUGGUCGUUCAUGUCGGUAAACGUAUCGGCUGGACACUUCCAAUCCAAGCAUCACCAAAACCAACAUUUAAAUGGUCUGUGCACGGCAAGGAAUUACCUGCUGGUCCACGAGUCGAUCAACAAAUUUACAACAACGAACUAACAUUCGAGAUUCCAUUCUCUGUGAGAAGUGACUCAGGAACAUACACACUCACAUUGACCAACGAACAUGGAACAUUCUCCGCAUCAGCCAACGUAACUGUUUUGGACAAACCAAGUGCGCCUCAGCCUCCAUUAGAUGUGACCAACAUCACCAAAGAAAGUUGCCACUUAACAUGGCGUUUGCCAUUAGACGACGGUGGAUCACCAAUUCUACAUUACGUCGUUGAGAAAAUGGAUCUGUCCCGCGGUACUUGGUCCGACGCUGGCAUGAGCACACACCUUUCACAUGAUGUUCAACGACUAGUCCACAAAAAGGAAUAUUUGUUCCGAGUGAAGGCAGUCAAUGCCAUCGGUGAAUCUGAACCGUUGGAAACAUCAAAGAGCAUCAUUGCCAAAAACGAAUGCGAUGAACCAGACGCGCCCGGAAAACCACAAGUUGUUGACUGGGACAGAGAUCAUGUUGAUCUUGACUGGCAAGCACCAAAGUCUGACGGUGGAUCACCAAUCACCGGCUACAUUGUUCAGAAGAAAGAGAAGGGCAGUCCAUAUUGGGUCAAUGCUGUUCACGUGCCACCUGGUAAAACACAAGCCACAGUACCCGAUCUUAUCGAAGGACAAGAGUAUGAGUUCAGAAUUGUCGCUGUCAAUAAAGCUGGCCAAUCUGAACCGUCCGAACCAUCCGACCUGGUUAUGGCUAAGGCUCGUUUCUUGGCGCCUAAGAUCAAGUCACCAUUGAACGACAUUCGCAUCAAGGCUGGACUUAUUUUACAUUGUGACAUUGACUUCGUCGGUGAACCACAACCAGUGGUAACAUGGACCAACAGUGGCAAGCCAUUAGAAACAACUGAUCGAACGACAAUCACAUCGAUUGGUUACCACACAAUUGUCCAUACGGUUAAUUGCCAACGAUCAGACAGUGGAACUUAUCAUCUCCAUUUGAAAAAUGAUUCUGGCACCGAUGAAGGCUCAUUCCAAGUCAUCGUUUUAGAUCGUCCUGGUCCACCAACAGGACCAUUGGAAUACGAAGAAGUGACUGCAAAUAGUGUCACCGUAUCGUGGAAACCACCUAAAGAUAACGGUGGAUCCGAACUCACUGCCUAUGUCAUUGAAAAACGUGAUUUGACACACGGCGGUGGAUGGGUCCCAGCUGUUACAUAUGUCAAUUCUAAAUUUACCCAUGCUACUGUUCCACGUCUUAUCGAAGGAACAAAAUACGAGUUCCGAGUCAUGGCAGAAAAUCUGCAAGGACGUUCGGAUCCAUUAACAUCCGAUUCACCAGUUGUUGCUAAGAACCAAUACAACGUCCCAGGCCAACCUAGCAAACCCGAACUCGUUGACAGUGACAAGGAUCACAUUACAAUCAAAUGGAAACCACCAAUUAGCAAUGGAGGAUCACCAAUUGUCGGUUAUGACAUUGAACGUCGUGACAAGACAACGGGUCGCUGGAUUAAAGUCAACAAAACGCCAGUACCUAACACUCAGUAUGAAGACGAUCGUGUUCAAGAUGGUCAUCAAUAUGAAUACCGUGUCACAGCAGUCAAUGCUGCUGGUCCUGGUAAACCAAGUGAUCCAUCCAGCCUGUUCACCGCCCGACCAAUGAACGAAAAACCGAAACUUUGGUUGGACGAUUUGAUGGGUCGCAAGAUUAAAGUACGUGCCGGAGAGCCAAUCAAUGUGACUAUUCCAUUGUCCGGUGCUCCUAAACCUACUGUUGAAUGGACAAAGAAUGCAACGAAACUUCCCGAAUCGCAUCGUGUAUCAAACGAGACCGAUGAUGAGAAGACAUCAUUGAGAAUUGAAAAAUCUACUCGACAAGAUGCUGGCAAAUACACCAUUACUGCAUCCAAUAAACACGGAAAAGAUUCGGCUGACAUCGAAGUUAUUGUUGUGGACAAGCCUAGCCCACCAGGUGGACCACUCACUUAUACAGAAACCACACAAGAUACGGUCUCAAUGUCAUGGAAUCCACCAGCCGAUGAUGGUGGCGGCGAAAUAACUGGCUACACAGUUGAAGUUGCAGAAUUCGGCACAGAUAGUUGGAAACCAGUUCCUGGCUACUGUUCGAAAUGUGCAUUCACUGCUAAAGGAUUGACCGAGGGCAAGAAAUACGUGUUCCGAGUUCGUGCAGAAAACAUUUAUGGCGUCUCAGAACCAUUGGAAGGCAAACCAGUUGUCGCUAAAUGUCCAUUCGAUCCACCAGAUGCGCCAAGUCAACCAGAUAUUUUGAGCUACAGCCCGAACAGCUGUAGUUUGCAAUGGAAACCUCCAGAGUAUUGUGGAGGCAAACCAAUUACGGGAUACAUUAUCGAGAAACGAGAACGUGGCGGCGAAUGGGUCAAAGCUAACAAUUACCCAACACCGAAUACCACAUUCACUGUUCAAGAUCUGCGCGAAGGCGGAAAGUAUGAAUUCCGUGUAUUAGCUGUGAACGAAGCCGGUCCUGGUAAACCAAGUAAACCGACUGAACCAAUAACAGCGCAAGCUCAACGCACUCGUCCAGACGCACCCGAACCACCGAAGGCCGAUCGCAUCACAAGGGAUAGUGUUACACUUUCCUGGCGACCACCUAAGAAUGACGGCAAGUCCAAAAUUCGAGGCUACAUCCUACAGAAACGUGCCAAGAACGAUCGUGACUGGAGCGAUGUCAACGAUACUCCAAUCAAUGGUCUUGUGCACAAAGUGCCGAACCUAAAGGAAGGCGAAGAAUACAACUUCCGAGUCAUUGCUGUAAAUGAUGUAGGUAAAUCUGACCCGUCCAAGCCUAGCGCCGGAAUUGUUAUUGAAGAACAACCCAACAAACCGUGCAUGGAUUUGGGAGGCGUUCGUGACAUUACUGUUCGUGCUGGUGAAGAUUUCAGCAUUCACGUACCGUAUGUUGGUUUCCCGAAACCAACCGCUGCUUGGUUCGCCAACGAUAAACUGUUGGACGACACCGACAGUCGAGUACAUCAACAGUUAGCUGACGAUUCAGCUAGUUUCGUUGUCACCAAUUCGAAACGAUCCGAUUCAGGCCAAUAUCGUUUACAGCUCAAGAAUCCACAUGGUUACGAUACGGCUACCAUCAAUGUCCGUGUGUUGGAUCGUCCAGGCAAACCAGAUAAUCUACGACCGGAAGAGUUUGCUGGCGAUGCAUUGACACUAUACUGGAAUCCACCGAAAGACGAUGGUGGCGCUCCAGUUACCAAUUAUGUCAUUGAAAAGAAGGAAGCUCGAGCACCGACAUGGACUAAAGUCAACAGCUACUGUACAGUUCCAUUCAUUCGUGUUCGAAACCUUACAAUUGGAAAGGAAUACGAGUUCCGUGUCAUGGCUGAAAACCAGUACGGAUUAUCAGAACCAUGCACCACUGAACAUCCAAUCAAGGCUAGACAUCCGUUCGAUGUUCCAGGAGCGCCAGGUGCACCAAGAGGAAUCGAUUCAAGCGAAGAUUCAAUUACAAUUCAAUGGACACGGCCCAGACACGAUGGUGGAUCUCCAAUUACCGGAUAUGUUGUCGAGAAACGUCUCCUUUCUGAAGACAAAUGGACGAGAGGAACUCAUGCCCAUAUUCCCGAUCUGUCGUGCAAAAUACCUGGACUCAUCGAAAAUCACGAAUAUGAAUUCAGAGUGGCUGCACUCAAUGCAGCUGGCCAGGGACCAUGGAGUUCGUCAUCUGAUGCAAUCAUGUGCCGUGCACCACCAUCUGCACCAAAGAUCACAUCAGAUCUCAGCAUUCGUGACAUGACCGUUAUUGCUGGCCAAGAAUUCAAAAUCACCGUACCGUUUACUGGUAAUCCCAGACCCAGAGCAUCAUGGACAAUUAAUGGUGCUGAAGUCAUACCUGAUGAUCGCAUCAAAUUUGAUAUAUCAAACAACGAAACGGUCUACAUCAACAAAUCGGCGAAACGCUCAGAGACCGGUGUGUACACCAUCAGUUUGGCCAAUAGUGAAGGCACAGACUCGGCUUCAUGUCGUGUAUUGGUUGUCGAUCGACCAACAGCACCACAAGGUCCAUUGGAUGUUUCCGAUGUUACACCAGACACAUGCACUCUGUCAUGGAAGGCACCAUUGGACGAUGGUGGUUCUCCAAUUACCAAUUAUGUGGUCGAAAAGUUAGACGCCACUGGAACAUGGGUCAAGGUUAGUAGCUUCGUGCGCUCAACACAUUACGAUGUGAUGGGCUUGGAGCCGAACAAGAAGUACUACUUCCGAGUACGUGCUGAGAAUCAAUACGGAUUGAGUGAUCCAUUGGCACGCGAUGAACCGGUAUUGGCUACUUAUCCAUUCACUGUGCCUGAUCCACCAGGCGCACCGAAAGUCAUUGAUUGGGACACAACGAACGUUAGACUCAUCUGGGAUCGUCCACGUAGCGAUGGUGGAUCCCGCAUUCAAGGCUACAAAAUUGACUAUCGUGAAGUGUCUGAUGCCGCAUGGCAAACUCAUGACAUACUUAUCAAGGACAACGCAUAUCAGUUGUACAAUCUAGUCAGUGGCUGUGAGUACGAAUUCCGCGUACGAGCCAAGAAUGCUGCUGGUUUCAGUAAACCAUCACCACCAUCAUCUAAAUUCAAGUUGAAGAGUAAGUUCAACGUUCCAUCGCCACCAGGUACACCAAAUGUUGUCAAGGUUGGCAAGAACUACGUUGAUUUGAAAUGGGAACGUCCAGCAAGCGACGGUGGUUCACGAAUCACCGGUUAUAUUGUUGAACGUCGUGAUGCUGGUGGAUCAGUUUGGGUUAAAUGCAACGAUUACAACGUCAUGGACACUGACUACACAGUCAUGAAUUUGAUUGAAGGAUCUAACUACGAAUUCCGUGUAUUUGCUGUCAACGCAGCCGGACGAUCAGAGCCAAGCUCAUGCACAAUGCCAAUUAAGGUUUGUGAAGUGGCUGGUGGCAACAAACCGGAAUGGAUACGCAGUCUUCGUGAUUAUGUCGUUCCGUUGAACAAAUACAUUUGUCUUGAGUGUGAGGCCAGCGGAACACCGGCACCCACAUCGAGAUGGUUACGCAACGGCAGGGAAAUUGCAUUGACCGGUCGCUUCAAAUCAGAAAGCUCCGAUGGCAAAUUCAAAUUGCACAUUUCGGAUGCACAACAAGGUGACGAAGGAGAUUACACUUGUGAGGCCGUCAAUUCACUUGGAUUUGUCCAUACAACCGGUCGUUUGAAGAUCGGUAAUCCACCUCGCAUUGACCGUAUUCCAAGCGAACUAUACCUGGCCGAAAAUGACAACACAAAGAUCAAGAUUUUCUAUUCGGGCGAUCAGCCAAUCGAAUUCGUUCUCAAGAAGGACGGUUCGGAAAUCAAAGAGAGUGGACACAUCAAGUACACAAUCUUUGACGAUUACAUUGCCAUUUUCAUUAAGGACAUUGCCAAGAGCGACGCUGGCACUUAUCACGUUGAAUUGAAAAAUGACAGCGGUUCGGUGAACGGAAACUUCAACGUUCUUAUCACUGGCCUUCCGGGACCACCAACUGGCCCGUUGGAAACAACAGAGAUUACUCGUCACUCAUGCACAAUUGCUUGGAAACCACCCACAUACGAUGGUGGUUUGAAAAUUACUCACUACGUGGUCGAACGGAAGGACGUUACAUCGUCGCACUGGAUAGUGGUAUCGAGCUUCUGCAAAGAUUGCAACUUCACUGUUCAAGGCUUGACCGAGAACCAAGAGUAUGUGUUCCGAGUGAUGGCAGUCAAUGACAACGGUCAUGGUCCACCACUUGACGGAAUCAAUCCAAUCCGAGCUAAAGCUCCAUUCGAUCCUCCUUCACCACCUGGCAAGCCAAGUGUUACCGAAGUUGGAGACGAUUUCGUUCACUUGGAAUGGACCAAACCGGAAUCCGAUGGUGGCGCACGUAUUCAAGGAUACUGGAUCGAUAAGCGAGAAAUGGGAUGCGAAACAUGGCAACGCGUUAAUGUUGCCAUUUGUCCGACAAAUCAAAUCAAUUGCUCGAAUUUGAUUGAGGGUCGACAGUACGAGUUCCGUGUAUUUGCACAGAACGAAGCCGGCCUAUCCAAGGAAUCCAUGAAUUCGUCGUCCGUUAAAAUUGUUGAUCCUAAAGCGGCCACUCCACCGCAAAUCGUUAAACCAUUGCGCAACGCUAACUGCAUCCAGAAUCACAAUGCACAAUUCUCGUGCACGAUUACUGGAUCACCGACACCGAACAUUACGUGGUAUAAGGGAGCUCGGGAAAUCACAAAUGGAGCUCGUCAUCACAUUUACUCCGAGGGUGACACAUACAACUUGACAAUCAACGACGUGUUUGGCGAAGAUGCCGACGAAUAUGUGUGCCGUGCCGUUAACAAGGCCGGAGUUAAGUCAACCAGAGCAGAAUUGAUCAUCAUGACUGCACCAAAAUUGAACGUUCCUCCACGAUUCAGAGACACAGCCUACUUCGACAAAGGUGAAAAUGUUGUCGUUAAGAUUCCAUUCACCGGUCAUCCCAAACCGAAAAUCACCUGGGUUCGUGAAGGCGAAACGAUCGAAUCUGGUGGUCAUUAUCAUGUCGAAGUCAAGGAACGCCAUGCUGUCUUGACCAUUCGCGACGGCUCGAAAUUAGACUCGGGUCCAUACCGAAUUAUCGCCGAAAAUGAAUUGGGACAAGAUUCGGCCAUCAUUAAAAUACAAAUCAGCGAUCGUCCGGAUCCACCACGAUUCCCGUUGGUUGAAAAUAUUGGCGUUGAUUCGUUGUCAUUGAGCUGGAAAGCACCAGUUUGGGAUGGCGGAUCAAACAUCACGAAUUACAUGGUCGAGAAACGCGAACAUCAAUUGCAAACAUGGAUUCGAGUUGGUAACACUCGUUUCACAUCGAUGGCAGUCACUGGAUUGGCUCCAAGUCACCAGUACGAAUUCCGCGUCUAUGCCGAAAAUGUCUAUGGUCGAUCGGAUCCGUCCGACGUUAGUACGUUGAUUUCAACGCAAAUGAGUGGCAAGAAACCGCAAAAGAAACGCGAAUACGAAGUCGACGAGAACGGCAAGAAAAUACGCGGAAAGGCCGAUGGGCCGAUCAAGGACUACGAUUCGUAUGUCUUUGACAUUUACUCGAAAUUCGUGCCACAGCCAGUCGACAUUUCAAGCGACAGUGUCUACGAUAAAUACGAAAUUUUGGAAGAAAUCGGAACCGGGGCAUUCGGUGUGGUACAUCGAUGCCGCGAACGAGCCACUGGAAAUAUUUUCGCUGCGAAAUUCAUUCCGGUAUCGCAUGCCAUGGAAAAGGAACUCAUUCGCAAGGAAAUCGACAUUAUGAACCAAUUGCACCACCAGAAAUUGAUAAAUCUUCACGAUGCCUUUGAAGACGACGACGAAAUGGUGUUGAUCUUUGAAUUCUUAUCUGGUGGAGAGUUGUUCGAACGCAUCACCGCUGACGGAUAUAUGAUGUCCGAAUCGGAGGUCAUUAACUACAUGCGCCAAAUUUGCGAAGGAGUCAAACACAUGCACGAAAAGAACAUCAUUCACUUAGACAUCAAACCGGAAAAUAUCAUGUGCCAGACCAGAACCAGUACCAACGUUAAGUUGAUUGACUUUGGACUGGCCACAAAAUUAGACCCCAACGAAGUUGUUAAAAUUUCGACCGGCACAGCCGAAUUUGCUGCUCCAGAAAUCGUUGAACGUGAACCCGUUGGUUUCUACACAGACAUGUGGGCUGUUGGUGUUCUGAGCUACGUACUGUUGAGCGGCCUAUCACCAUUUGCCGGCGACAAUGAUGUGUCCACAUUGAAGAAUGUCAAGGCUUGCGAUUGGGACUUUGACGAAGAAUCAUUCCGUCACGUAUCUGAAGAAGGAAAAGAUUUCAUUCGUCGUCUACUCGUGAAGAACAAGGAAAAACGAUUGACCGCUCACGAAUGCCUAAUGCAUCCAUGGUUGACCGGUGAUCAUACCGAUCGCAACAAACAAAUAUCUCGAGACAAAUACAUGGCCAUGCGCGACAGACUUCGCAGCCGAUACAGCGAUUGGUCUAAGUUCUUACUGCCAAUCGGUCGUUUGGCUGAAUAUUCGUCGUUGCGCAAACUAUUGAUUGACAAAUACAAGAUUCACGACACAUCAUUCGAUCGACGACAAGCCGCCCCACGAUUUGUCAUUAAGGCCACAAGUCAAUUCUGCUAUGAGGGUCAAAGCGUUAAGUUCUACUGCCGUGUUAUUGCGGUAGCAACACCAACACUGACCUGGUCACACAACAAUAUCGAACUACGUCAAAGCGUCAAAUUCAUGAAACGAUACGCCGGUGACGACUACUACUUCAUCAUAAAUCGUGUCAAAUUAACGGAUCGCGGCGAGUACAUCAUUCGUGCCGAAAAUCACUACGGUUCCCGUGAAGAGGUGGUCUUCUUAAACGUUCAUCCGCUGCCGAAGGAAACACCUGUGUACAGGGAAGAAGUUCAAGUGAGACGUCGCCAACCAUUACCAUAUCAAUUGUGGCAAGAAGAAUCCGAAACAGCGCCCAGCUUCACAUUCCUGUUGCGUCCGCGUGUCAUGCAAUCACGAGACACAUGCAAACUGUUAUGCUGUCUGAGUGGCAAACCAACGCCAACCGUUAAAUGGUACAAAGAUAAACGUGAACUCAGCAAAUACGAAUACGCGAUGACACAUUCAGACGGUGUCGUCACCAUGGAAAUUAUCGAUUGUAAGCCUAGCGAUUCUGGUAAAUAUUCUUGCAUAGCAACGAAUUGUCAUGGAACGGAUGAAACCAGCUGCGUGGUCAUCGUUGAAGGACAAUAUUCAACACCUGAACAAGACGAUCUUGUUCACAAUUUCUUGUAUUCCGGAGAUCGAAAGUACAUCGAAUCGCCGAUGAAACCAGCUCCACCACCAAUAGUCACUGUUCGCAAAUCAAGCACUGCCCAUACCACCAGUAAUUAUGUUUCACAGAAUAAUACAACAAACAAGACUGCCAACAACUCAAGUUCCUUAACAUCAUCAAGCAUUUCAUCUCCAGCCGUUAAUGGAAACACCUCAUCGAAGAAAAAGUAUGGUAAAUUGGAUGCUCCGGGCAGCCCGUCACGAUCGAGAAGCGCAACAAAGGAAUUGAUACUUCCUCCUGAUGACUCGUUGAUGUGCAAACCGGAAUUCACAAAGGCCUUAAAGAAUCUAACAAUUAAAGAUGGUGAAACAUUGACGCUAUCUUGUACGGUUCAAGGGGAUCCAGAACCACAGAUAACAUGGUCAAAGAAUGGCAAGGCCAUCUCGUCAUCCGAAAUUAUGGACUUGAAAUAUAAAAACGGAGUCGCAACAUUGACAAUAAACGAAGUGUUCCCGGAAGAUGAGGGAGUGUACACAUGCACAGCCACCAAUUCAAUUGGAUCGACAGAAACCAGCUCAAAACUAACGAUACAACCUAUGGAAAAUGGAAAGUCCAAACAUGCAACCACCGGUGACAAGCCACCAAAAGUAGUCAGCCACUUAGAAUCCCGUUUCGUGAAGGACGGCGAAGCUGUCACAUUGGCCUGUCGCAUCAUCGGCGCCCAGAAAUUCGAUGUCGUCUGGUUGCACAACAACAAAGAGAUUAAGCCAUCCAAAGAUUUCCAAUACACGAACGAAGCGAACAUUUACAAACUACAAAUCGCCGAAAUAUUCCCCGAAGACUCGGGCACCUACACCUGCGAAGCAUUCAACGAUGCCGGCGAAAGUUUCAGCACCUGUACGAUCAAUGUGCUAGUACCCGGCGAAGAGCCCAAAUCGCCUGCCUUUGCCAAAUUCCCCAAUUCGAUAACCGUACCCGCUGGCGAAUCGGCCAAAUUCGAAUGCGAAUUACAGGAAAAUGUUUUGCAAUUGAAUUGGUUGAAGGAUGGCAAACCGAUCGAAGAGUCAAGCCCUAGAUAUAAACUGACGAUGGACGGCAAUAAGUAUAACAUUGAAAUUGUGUCAUGUUCUGUGUCGGACAUUGGUCAAUAUCAGGCGAAAGCCAUUGGCAAGAAGGGCGAAACAUUUGCUGCCUUUUCAGUAAAUGUUAGUUCGACUGAACAGUAAAACAACCGAGACAGCGUUAAUAAAUUUAGAUUUUUUGUUAGCUUUUUCUUUCACUCAAAAAUUUAAUUAUUUUCUUUUCUAAAUGGAAAUGUUUUACGUCUUAAGUCUUCUAUCGAAUGUGCAAAGAUUUAAUUUUUUAGUUUUUAGCGAAUAUUUGUUGAGAAAAAAAAGAAGAAGAAAAACCAAUUGGAACGAAAAUAUUCUCUUAACUGUGGUGUGACAUCAAACAAAUCCACUCGCUUGGAAUUGUGGAAAUGUCACCCGGAAUUUGAAGAUUUUAUUUUGAGAGAAUUAUUUAGAGUCAAAAAAAAAACGAGAAAAAUUCAUUGCUUCUAUGCGGUCAUUGGGACACAUCUCCAGCAUCCUCAACGCACAUAUCCGUAACAUCUGAAUUAUGUCUGAUGGCAUCAUUAGUCGUGACGAGACUUCCAUCUCAAUCGCUACGGCUGGUGAUCCAUCAAACGAAGAUGGGUCGCAUUGACUGCAUAAAACCUUAGAUGAAUUGAACCCAAACGAAUUAUAUUUAUUUAAAAAGAAAAUUGGAGAGAACAAUAUUUUGAUGCCUCUCUCUCUCCGCUCUUUUUGCGAUGAAAAACCAAAAAA